Messenger RNA from Ricinus communis (castor bean), 1805 nucleotides. RefSeq names its product protein TRACHEARY ELEMENT DIFFERENTIATION-RELATED 7A. The record is from RefSeq and is a predicted model, not a curated record. The coding region runs from base 794 to 1393 and encodes 199 amino acids. The transcript has a single exon. Lineage: Eukaryota; Viridiplantae; Streptophyta; Magnoliopsida; Malpighiales; Euphorbiaceae. Gene Ontology annotation, biological process: plant-type secondary cell wall biogenesis.
UGAUUUCUUGUUAUUAUUGUUGUGGUUGUACUUAAUUAAGAACAACAAUUGUCUCCUCUAUUCAUGUAUUGGUUAUCUUUAUGUAAAAAUAAUGGAGAAUUGUUUCUUUUACUAUAAAUAGAGAUGUAAAAUUUAUCUCUCUUUUUUUAAUAAAAAUAUGUAUCUAUUUAAUUGAAGAUGAUACUCGUUCUUUUUAUUUGAAAAUAAUAGUCGAUAUCUAUAAAUAGGUACGAUUUUAUUUAUCUCCCAAAUAGGAAGAACAAUCUUUUAAGCUUUUGUGAACGAGUUUGCUUGUCCAGUUUUCUUUUUUCUUUUUUCCUUUUUCCGGUAUGUUGAAUGUAUACAAAUUCAGAAAUUGUACCCAUAAGUCUUUCAAUUUUGAAUUGACAAUGUUGCCUUCCUAAAUUUAAUUACUUUAAUUCUUGAGGGGAUGAUGUUAGUUACUUAUACUUAUUAUAUAUAUCACAAUACAGCUGAAUUAUAAAAGAAUUUUAUAAUCUUAAUUUUUGAUUUAACUAUCUUAUGUCAUAUUAACUUCUUCUUUUAAUCAAAAUCUUAGUCACAUUAUGUGCGGCUCAUAUAUAUGGUCAGAUUUAAACUAUAUAUUGAAAAUAUGAUUAAUUAGCUAAUCUAAGUGGAGAAGUAGAUUAGACUUUGUGAAGUCCCUAGCUGCUGCACAAAUAUAAAUAGAGCACAACCCCGUUCCAAUUUUAUUCAUUCCAUAUACUCAUCUUUUUCCAUUGUAUAAUUAACAAGUAGACGCUAGUCUCCACAGUUAUCAUCUUCAUAAAUAAUGGAUCGUCAACCUCAUUAUUCUCCUUCACCACCUCCUUACCCUUACAAUUCUCCUCCUCCACCUCCACCUCCACCACCACCGCCUCCAAAACCACCUAUGUGUAACGAUACCAUACCGCCGCCGCCGCCGCCUCCUCCUCCAUGUAACUAUACUCCGCCGCCAAUAAUAUGUGAAUGCAUAUGCCCACCACCAGAUCACUGGCCUCCUUAUGAUCAUCAUGCACCACCUCCAUAUUCUAUGGCACCACCACCAUAUUCUAAGGCACCAUCACCAAUGAGCCCCGACAGUAACCACGACACCACCUACAUAGCAGUGUUCGUAUCAUUAGGAGGGGUUUUCUUUCUUGCAUUCCUUGCACUUGGGUUAUUCUGUUUGGCCAAGAAAAGGAAGAAAGUGGUAACAAUGAUUCCAGCUGCAGGUGAGGCUUGUAUGGAAGAACGUCAACAUAUCCAAGAGACUAUCACUACUAGCCCUUGCGGUGAACAGACUAUAAGUGUCACUAUAGAUGAUGUUAGACAAGUUCAUGAAAUUGCAGAAGCUGGUAUCACUGAACCAGGGUCUCAUGAUCAUCAUCAUCAUCAUCACAAUAAUGGCUAGCUAAUUAUGUCCAAUAUGAUUUCGAAUUAAGGUUCUUUUAAAUUCUUGAAUUUAGUAUCAAUAGUGGUGUGAAUUUGUACUAUAUUUCUGCAUGGGCUGCUUUGGAAUAAGUUCGAUCGAUUGACAUGCGUUAAGUUUGCAUAAUUAUUGGUUUUUCUUGUGUAUUGUAAUGUUCGUAUAAGUAUCAAAUGAAAUAAAGCAGCAGCAGCACAGGUCCUGUGCAAAGUUUAUCAAGAUCAUAUGCAAUCAAUGUCGGAGAAUAAGGUGGCUGCUAGCAGCGAUGAACAUGUACUACUGUCAUUUUAAGUUUCCAUGUAAUUGUAACAUGUGGAAAGUUCCUUCUUAUUGCCUCUUUGUGAUUAUUUGUAUAUGCGUCAUCAUUUGAUGGAUAAGAAUUUAUGCAAUAGACCAA